AUGACCACUAGAUUUGACAGUAAGGAGUCAGCCAGCCACGCCAUCGUUGGAGUUCACGGGUCAGAGGUCAACGGACAUCUGGUCAAAUGUUACUGGGGCAAGGAACCCAACGCUAACAACAAUUAUAACAACAAUAGUAACAACAAUAACAACAAUGCCAACAUUAAUAAUAAUAACAAUAUUAAUGUCAACAGUCAGAGUAACAAUACUAAUCAUAAUUAUAACAAUAGCAAUAACAACAUUAACCAGCAAAUUGUUAGCAAUCAAAAUAACAUUAACAACAACAACAACAACAUAGUAAGCGGCAACAACAGCAACAACAAUAGCGGAAACAACAACAACACUAGUUACAACAACAUUAGCCAAAGUAGUUCUAGCGGUAAUAAUGCAACUACCACUAAUAACAUAAGUAGCAGUGGCAGUCGCGAUUCUACAAAGACGGAAAUAGACCAGAGUAAAAGUAAUAUUAACGCCAGUAACAACAACAACAGCAAUAGUAGCAGUGCGAUAAAUCAAAUUGUUACUUCUACCAACGCUACUAAUUGCUGUACUUUUAGAAGUAGUAGUACUCUCAAUGGAAGUAGUAGCGGCAGUGGCAGCGUUUUGGUCGACUGUGGUCUUGCGAGGUCUCCAGGCGAUUUCCACAGUAACUCGAUAAAUUACUGGACAUGUUCACCAAGUUACCACCACCAAAACUCUCACGCUUACUUGCAACCACCCUACCAUCUGUCGACCGGGCCAAACGCCAUGCAUGUAGCGAACAUAACGAGCCAACCCCACACGCCAGCCAUUAUAACGUACCCCGGUCAGCCAUCCAACACUGGCAAAUCACACAAAACAGAAUGGAACAGUCUGUCAGCAGCCAUUCCAUGUUCACCGACGGAUUCCGAUCCGAAGAAGAAUGAUUAUCCCAUUUGGGACCGUCAUCAUUCCAGUUUUGAUAUACGACCGGAAAACAGGCACAUCCCUGAUAUGGCUGCCAUUGAAACUCAGAAAUGGCGUCAUUGGAUUCCUGCUUUCCGGAAGUCCAUAUCUUCCAAUAAAGAUCGGUUUUGCACUGAUUUGUUUGGUCCUCUGGGUGUGAUAAAAUACGUAAAAAAAUGUUAA
This is a messenger RNA of Helobdella robusta, 1107 nucleotides long. RefSeq lists its product as hypothetical. The transcript is spliced from 5 exons. The coding region runs from base 1 to 1107 and encodes 368 amino acids. Lineage: Eukaryota; Metazoa; Annelida; Clitellata; Rhynchobdellida; Glossiphoniidae. The record is from RefSeq and is a predicted model, not a curated record.